AUGGAUAUGGACGCUGCCAGUAAUAGUAAUUCGACGAGCACCGCGUCGCCUGACCGAUUGACCAACGGCAGAUCCGUCAGCGUUAGCUUGGAUGAUCCCGAGGUUCGCAUGGCCGCCGAAGCACUUGGCGACUUGAGAGCAGACUUCGUCAGCUCCCCCACCAGUCGAAAUACACCCCUUCCAGCUCGCUCCUCGGCGCCCUCCCGGGGCUCGAGGCUAUCUCCGCAAUCCCCGCAGCAAGAGCCUCUCUUUUCGCUCCUAACCACAUCGCAUCCCCUACUCGCCAGUACCAUUGAGAAUGCUACUUCGGCCUACAAUACAUCAAAGAACUUUUCGCCCCGGAUUAAAACCAGCGUAGAGUACGUGGAAGGGUGUUUGACCCCCAUUGCCAACACAGUUGGCUCUGUCGGCCGAGUGACGGGCGUCGAAGGCGGAGUACGAUGGUUCCUGGGAGCCGGAAGGCGUCAUCGUCAGCAUCAACCCGACCUCGAGGCCGAGGGCGGUUCGAACAAGAGACGCAAGGUCGACAGGGGUGAUGAGAUGAUCGGUGUCGUAGUUGAUCCGGCAUCGGGAGGCGCGUUUCCUCCCGUGUCCGGUACCGACUCGCCUCGCGAUUCGUACGUCUUCACUCCCGACCGCCGGCUGUCGCGCGCUAGUACCGUCGAGACGCUACCGGCUUAUGACGAUGCUCGCUCUCCGGCCUACACCGAACAUGACAAGGAGACCGGGGACAGGUCCAGCAUUUCCUCGAGCGAGAUGAGGAGAUCCCGGCUGAUGGUCUCCACAUCCGGCCUCGCGGUGGCCAUGAGCAACGAGAGCUUGCGCAGUCUGAAAUACUGCCUCCACUGGCUCCGCCGCGCCAACGAGCACAUCGGCGGGGUGGUGACGAACCUCAAGACGACGCUCGAGCAGUACGAACAAGCCGGUACCUCGGCGGGACAAGAGGGUGAAGCCGCCCUCGCCGCUGCUGGUGGCGAGACGAUAGACGUAGAUGGCCGUGGCGGCGGUUCGGAACCGGGCUCGCAGCGGGAGGACCAGACGGUCCUGGCGGCACGCAUCAUGGUGCUCAGGGCGGAGAUCCUCAGAAACCUGCAGGCCGCCAUAGAGACGGUGUCGCGCUACGCCGGGGGCGCCCUGCCCGAGAACGCGCGGGCGCUGGUCCACCGCCAGCUGACGAGCCUGCCGCAGCGGUUCCGCUACGCUAGCAUGGUCGAACAGCAGCAGCAGCAGCAGCAGCAGCAGGGCCCUGACGGGUCGGCGAUGCCACCGGAAGAGCGGACUCGGGAAGGCGCGAACCGGGUGCUCGUCUUAGCUAAAGAAGGCCUGGACAUGAUUACCCAGGUGAGCGGUGUGAUAGACGGCACCAUUGUGAGUGCCGAGGAGUGGUGCGACAAGCUCGGCACCAAGAGGCGGGCGGAUGGAGAAUCGAGCUUGCCCGAGUCUCGGAUUCAAGCUUCGGGCAGCGAUACGAAGAUGGGCUGA
This is a messenger RNA of Sodiomyces alkalinus F11, 1482 nucleotides long. Its product is annotated as transcription factor Opi1. The transcript has 2 exons. Gene Ontology annotation, molecular function: transcription corepressor activity. Lineage: Eukaryota; Fungi; Ascomycota; Sordariomycetes; Glomerellales; Plectosphaerellaceae. The record is from RefSeq and is a predicted model, not a curated record. The coding region runs from base 1 to 1482 and encodes 493 amino acids. Gene Ontology annotation, cellular component: nucleus; endoplasmic reticulum. Gene Ontology annotation, biological process: phospholipid biosynthetic process; regulation of transcription by RNA polymerase II; endoplasmic reticulum unfolded protein response.